CCAGACACGAAAAGGAGAGAGAGUGAUGAAGACGAAGAAGAAGAAGAAGAGUUGGUUGGUGAUCCCAUCUUGCACUGGAGACAGCUUUUCACCACCCACAACAGCAACUGAAUUUGUUAUCCUUUUGUUGAAUUUAGAACUGGAACCCAAUCCAGCCCCGGGUGCCGGUGCAGUUGGUGAACAAAACCGCCCAUACCGACCUCAGACUCCCCGGUCAGUGCUCAAGCAUCGCGUUCAGCAUUGGCUAGAGAAGACAUCGGCUACUUGUCUCUUCCUGUUCUUCCACUCACUGAAGCCCGUCCACCCGCUGCCACCUCACUCUCCAUUCCCUGACUGGACCACAAAAUAGCCACUUCGACGCCUGCACCUGUGCGGUUCUGGUUGGUUCGUAACAUCCGCCAUUCCCCCCCAUCUUCUCCACCCCAAACCCUGCAAGCCGCUGUAUCUGCCUAGGCGUUUCCUGCGCAGCCUAAUCCGACUCUUAGCAAUCAUAGACGCCGCUGACGGAUAGCAUCGUCACAUUCUCACCCACCUGCAUGCUCUUUUAAGCCUGGCACUCAACCUUUUUUCCCUUUUUGCUCCUCUGCUUGACUUCUCAAUCUUGUUCACGGCCCCGUCUACUGCUUUUCCACCACCACUCUGACUCUUCUGGACUUCACUUGUGCAACCAGCUGCCUCUCAUUAAGCCUCCAGUAACCUUUCUGUGUCCUCACCGUCCGACCGGUCAAUCCUUGACUCAUUCACUGGUUGUCUGACCCAGCCUUAAGACUUUUCAAGGAAGGCCUGAUUUAUUCUGUGUUGUUGUUUAUUUAUUAAUCUUUUUUUCCGUUAAUUUCCAUUGCCUUUAUUCCUUUUUGUUGCAUUUCUUCAGCAUCCAUCUGAAAAGUCAUCGUUAGCACUCAGAAUACCCGGAAGGACCUUUAGAUAGAUUGCCUCUAGAUUCACUUCUUGCACAUAUUCUUCGGUGAAUUCUUUAUAAUUUCCCUACGUCGGCCGACUCGACCAACUUUCAAUUGUCCAUCAUGGCUUCAAAUCGCGCUCGCCGCAUCGCCAAAGAACUCGCAGACAUUCAUGAUGACAGUCACUCCCAGGUUGCUGUCGAGCCCAUUGGUGGUGGGGACGACCUCACACAUUUGAAGGGAACUUUUCAGGGUCCUCCGGGGACCCCAUACGAAGGUGGAACCUAUCGCGUCGACAUCAGGAUCCCCAACGAGUACCCCUUCCGCCCUCCAGUUAUGAGGUUUGAUACCAAAUUGUGGCAUCCAAAUGUCAGCAGUCAAACUGGAGCUAUUUGCCUUGACACAUUGGGCACGGCCUGGUCCCCCGUCCUUACCAUCAAGUCUGCGCUGCUCUCCCUGCAGUCUCUGCUCAGCACUCCUGAGCCAAAAGAUCCCCAAGAUGCCGAAGUUGCCAACAUGCUACUUCGGAAUCCAAAGGAAUUCGAACGAGUUGCAAGGGAAUGGGCCGUCAUGCAUGCCGGCGCGCCAAAAAAGCAGAUUGGCGAAGGCAGCGGCGGGGCUACAGCGGCGUCCAUCCGCGAGAAAGAGAUCAAGUCGAAGCAGGAGCAAGAGCAAGAAGAACUUGCCGCGUAUGAGGGAUAUAACAAGGAUCUCAUCGACCGUUUCUGCAGCAUGGGCUUCGAUGUCCCAAGAGUCGUUGCAGCUUUCAAAUAUGUUGGCAUCGACCGGAUGGACGGAGAAGAUUACGAACUGGAGGAGGCUUACAUGGGAGAUGUAACCGCUCGUCUUCUGGGAGAGCCAUGAAAGGUGUUCUGGGGAGCAGCAUUACGUUUCUCCCCUCGCCUGCGUCAUGUUUUCUUUUUGCAAGGACCUCCAGUGUGAACUCCAUUAUCCGCACGAACCUUGUACCCCUUUUACGUGUCAAUGACCAUGAAACAGAUCGAUGAAGGUGGUGGAUAGCGAAAGGUGUCUGGCGAACAAAUUUCUGGCGUUUCAGCAGCAGGAAUGGGAGGUGUUAUUGUCACCAUGUGCAAUAUGUUAUUCUUCAAGCCUUUCUCUAUCUCAGAUUAGGUUCGUUAGUUGGGUUUAAUGCGGAAUACUAUUCUCAUAUCACUUCACAAAACAGCUCGCGUGGGGCAGGAUUUCGCGGUUCGGG
Molecule: messenger RNA, 2115 nt
Organism: Coccidioides posadasii C735 delta SOWgp
Lineage: Eukaryota; Fungi; Ascomycota; Eurotiomycetes; Onygenales; Onygenaceae
Gene: UBC1
Product: Ubiquitin-conjugating enzyme E2 1
Molecular function (GO): protein binding
Source: RefSeq, a predicted model, not a curated record